Molecule: messenger RNA, 9038 nt
Organism: Stegostoma tigrinum
Lineage: Eukaryota; Metazoa; Chordata; Chondrichthyes; Orectolobiformes; Stegostomatidae
Gene: chd3
Product: chromodomain helicase DNA binding protein 3
Exons: 42
Coding region: 440-6697 (2085 amino acids)
Biological process (GO): chromatin remodeling; negative regulation of transcription by RNA polymerase II
Cellular component (GO): chromatin; nucleus; NuRD complex
Molecular function (GO): ATP binding; ATP hydrolysis activity; histone binding
Source: RefSeq, a predicted model, not a curated record
AUUAAUUUUCCACCUUUUUUCUCUUCAAAUUCCCCCCCCACCAAAUUUCAUAAUGGGGGGGUGGAAAAUAUUUUGGACGCCAUCUUUUCUUCCCCUUGUAUAUUAAAACAUUUUUGAGGGGGUUUGGUUAAGUAGCUUGGAACUUUUUCCUUAAGAAAGGGAAGGGGGGGUCUUUAAAUUGAAAACUAGCGAAGGAGAGAGAUCUGAUCUUUACAGGAAACCCUCACACAAAAACAAAAGUCUGUAGGAUAACUUUUGUUUGUGUGUAUAGGGGAAAAAAUAGAAACCGUUGGGGGGGGGGGGUGUUCCCGAAGAAAGACUGGCGUAGCUUUCGUUAUUUUGUGUACAUAUAUGAAAAGGGAAGGGGGGAGAGGAAAGAGAGUGAGGAAAUAUAUUUUUAUUGAGUGAGUAGGGAGGGGUGGGCGAAAUUCCUGAGGCCAUGGCAUCUCCAGUGAGGCACCCAGAAGAGGAGGAGGAUGAGGAGGACAUGGACGAACGCAGCGGCGCCGGUUUGCAGCUUUUCCCGCCAGCGGCAGCAGAAGAUGUGGAAGAGGAGGACGAAGAGAUUUCAGACAGUGAAAGUACCAAAAAGAAGAAGAAGAAAUUCCUGAAAAAACAAAAGGAAAAUAAACCAACUAAGCUGAAGAAGCGGAAGAAAUUGGAACAGCUCACCUCCACACAACCCUCAGCAACCGUGAGGGCGGGAUGGUCUGAGCCCCAGACUUUGCGACGUUCGCGGUCAGCCCCACUCCAUGACCAGCCUUUUGGAGGAACCCACGCACUGGCACGGACCCAAGCACAGGAAAGUGAAGAUGAAAUCGCCUCUGAUCUGGAGGAGCUCAAGGAGAAAUCAGACAGUGGUGGCAGUGAUUUUGGGAAGAAAAAGAGAAAGAAACGAAAGGAGAAGAAAGAGAAGAAAAUUAAGCGAAGGAAAAAGGAGCAGGGUGAGGAGGAGGAAGGUCGUAAGGCUGAACCGAAGAGCUCUGCUCGCCUACUGGAGGACUGGGGCCUGGAAGAUGUCGAUCAUGUCUUCACUGAAGAUGACUAUCGCACUUUAACUAACUAUAAGGCCUUCAGCCAGUUUAUGAGGCCACUCAUUGCCAAGAAGAACCCGAAGAUUCCAAUGUCCAAGAUGAUGACAAUCCUUGGUGCCAAGUGGCGAGAGUUCAGCGCCAACAGUCCGUUCAAGGGGUCGGCAGCUGCGGUGGCAGCAGCUGCUGCAGCAGCAGCAGUUGCAGCUGUGGUGGAACAGGUGUCCACUGCUGGUGCCUCAUCAGGGAGCCUUCCUGUGGCACCAGUGCUCCCCAUCCGCAAAGCCAAGACCAAAGAGGGCAAAGGUCCUGGUGCGAAGAAACGGAGCAAGAGCCCGAGGGUUCCAGAUGAAAAGAAGAAAAAGAGGAAGAAGAUGAUUCCCUUGAAAAUUAAACUGGGUAUAAUGGGGUCAAAGAGGAAGAAAAGCUCCUCGAGUGAUGAGGCAGACUUGGAUGCAGAGUCAGAUUUUGAUGAUGCCAGUGUGCACAGCUCAUCAAUUCGAUCUGACAGCUCUGUUGCACCCCUGAAAAAAGCAAAGCUGAAAGCUAAGGUUGGCCGUAAGAAGAGGAAGGUUGCUGGUGAAGAGGAGGCUGAUGGGUAUGAGACUGAUCACCAAGAUUACUGCGAGGUAUGUCAGCAGGGAGGAGAGAUCAUCUUGUGUGACACCUGUCCUAGAGCCUACCACUUGGUUUGCCUGGAUCCAGAGCUAGACAAAGCACCAGAAGGGAAGUGGAGUUGCCCCCACUGUGAAAAAGAAGGUAUUCAAUGGGAGGCAAAGGACGAGGAGGAAGAAGAGGAGGAUGAAGACGAGGAGGUGGAGUUAGGAGGCGAGCGGGAGGAAGAGGAUGAUCACAUGGAAUACUGUAGAGUCUGUAAAGACGGUGGGGAGCUACUGUGCUGCGAUGCUUGUCCGUCCUCCUACCAUAUUCACUGUCUCAAUCCGCCACUUCCAGAAAUUCCCAAUGGCGAGUGGUUGUGCCCCCGCUGUACAUGUCCUCUGUUGAAAGGCAGAGUCCAGAAGAUUCUUCAUUGGAGGUGGGGUGAACCACCAAUACCAGUCCCUGUGCCCAGACCACCUGAUGCCAAUCCUGAGGAUUCUCCACCGAAACCACUGCAUGGGCGCCCUGAACGGGAGUUUUUUGUUAAGUGGGCUGGCUUAUCAUAUUGGCACUGCUCCUGGGUCACUGAGCUGCAGCUGGAGAUUUAUCACUCGGUGAUGUUCCGGAAUUACCAGCGAAAGACUGACAUGGACGAGCCACCUCCAUUUGAUUACUGCUCUGGGGAUGAUGACACCAAGAGUGAAAAGAGGAAAGCCCAGGACCCGCAGUAUGCUGCAAUGGAAGAGAAGUUUUACCGCUAUGGGAUAAAGUCUGAGUGGAUGACCAUCCAUCGUAUCCUGCAGCACAGUAUUGACAGGAAGGGAAACUACCACUACUUGGUGAAGUGGAGAGAUCUGCCAUACGACCAGGCCACUUGGGAGAAGGAUGAGCUGGAAAUACCGGAUUAUGAUUCGCUCAAAGUUGCAUACUGGAAUCACAGGGAGAUGAUCAUGGGGGAGGAUCCCACCAGGCCAAAGAAAACAAAGAAGUUCAAGAAAAUCAAGGAGUUCUUGGCUGACAAGCCUCCUGGCUCGCCUGCUAUAGAGCCAACAAUUAAAUACGAAGUACAGCCAGACUUCAUUACUGUCACUGGUGGAACUUUGCACAUGUACCAGUUGGAGGGGCUAAACUGGCUGCGCUUCUCCUGGGCGCAGGGCACUGAUACCAUCCUCGCUGAUGAGAUGGGGCUAGGAAAGACCAUCCAGACCAUUGUCUUCUUGUACUCUCUGUACAAAGAGGGACAUUCAAGUGGCCCCUUCCUGGUCAGUGCACCUUUGUCUACCAUCAUAAACUGGGAGCGUGAGUUUGAGAUGUGGGCACCAGAUUUCUAUGUGGUGACAUACACUGGAGACAAAGACAGCCGCGCUGUCAUCCGGGAAAACGAGUUUUGUUUUGAUGACAAUGCAGUCAAAGUCAGCAAGCGAGCUGUCAAAAUCAGGAGUCAGGCACAAGUGAAGUUCCAUGUUUUGUUGACCUCCUAUGAGUUGGUUACCAUUGACCAGGCAGCACUGAGCUCCAUUAAAUGGGCCUGUCUAGUAGUAGAUGAAGCACACAGACUGAAGAACAACCAAUCCAAGUUUUUCAGAGUGUUGAAUGCUUACAAGAUUGACUGGAAGCUGUUGCUGACAGGAACACCACUGCAAAACAACCUAGAAGAACUCUUCCAUUUGCUUAACUUUCUCACGCCUGACCGUUUCAAUAACUUAGAGGGCUUCCUUGAAGAGUUUGCUGACAUCUCAAAAGAGGAUCAGAUCAAGAAGCUCCAUGAUCUUCUUGGUCCCCACAUGCUUCGACGCCUUAAGACUGAUGUUUUCAAGAACAUGCCCUCCAAGACGGAACUGAUUGUGCGUGUGGAGUUGAGUGCAAUGCAGAAAAAGUACUAUAAAUUUAUUCUGACAAGAAACUUCGAUGCACUGAACUCCAAAGGUGGUGGAAAUCAGGUGUCAUUGCUGAAUAUUAUGAUGGAUCUGAAGAAAUGUUGUAAUCAUCCUUAUCUCUUCCCAGUGGCUGCCAUGGAAUCUGCCAAGUUACCAAAUGGUGCAUAUGAAGGCAGUGGGCUAAUCAAGUCAUCGGGGAAGUUAACACUGCUGCAGAAGAUGCUGAAGAAGCUGAAAGCUCAGAGCCACAGGGUGUUGAUAUUUUCUCAGAUGACUAAAAUGUUGGACCUAUUGGAAGACUUCAUGGACUAUGAAGGCUACAAGUAUGAAAGGAUUGAUGGGAGUGUCACUGGUGCAAUGAGGCAGGAAGCUAUUGACCGAUUCAAUGCUCCAGGAGCUCUACAGUUUUGCUUUCUGUUGUCGACUAGGGCUGGGGGGCUUGGAAUUAACUUGGCCACAGCCGACACAGUUAUAAUCUUUGAUUCGGACUGGAACCCCCACAAUGACAUCCAGGCCUUUAGCAGAGCUCACCGCAUUGGUCAGGCAAACAAAGUGAUGAUCUACCGCUUUGUCACUCGGGCCUCUGUCGAGGAACGAAUCACACAAGUGGCUAAACGUAAAAUGAUGCUGACACACCUGGUCGUUCGCCCUGGCCUGGGCUCCAAGACUGGUAGCAUGACCAAACAGGAGUUGGACGAUAUCCUCAAGUUCGGUACAGAAGAACUCUUCAAAGGAGAUAUUGAAGGUGAUAAUAAGGAUGAAGACAGCAGUGUUAUCCACUAUGAUGGGGCUGCUAUUGAUCGACUGUUGGAUAGGAACCAAGAUGCAACGGAAGACACAGAUAUACAAAGUAUGAAUGAGUACCUCACCUCCUUCAAAGUGGCUCAAUAUGUUGUCCGGGAGGAGGCCAAGGAAGAGGAGAUCGAGAGGGAGAUCAUCAAGCAAGAGGAGAAUGUGGAUCCUGAUUACUGGGAGAAGUUGUUGCGGCACCACUAUGAGCAGCAGCAGGAGGAUCUGGCAAGAAACCUGGGCAAGGGCAAACGGGUCCGCAAGCAGGUCAACUACAAUGAUGCUGCCCAGGAAGAUCAAGAAUGGCAGGAUGAUGUUUCAGACAACCAAUCCGAAUAUUCAGUUGGUUCUGAGGAAGAAGAUGAAGACUUUGAUGAACGGCCAGAAGGUCGUCGCCAAUCCAAGCGUCAACUCCGUGGUGAGAAGGAUAAACCGCUUCCACCUUUGCUGGCUCGAGUUGGUGGAAACAUUGAGGUUUUAGGAUUUAACACUCGGCAGAGGAAAGCAUUCCUCAAUGCAGUGAUGAGGUGGGGGAUGCCUCCUCAGGAUGCUUUCAACUCCCAGUGGCUGGUCAGGGAUCUGCGAGGCAAGAGCGAGAAGGAAUUCAAGGCUUACGUGUCCCUUUUCAUGAGACACCUGUGUGAACCUGGGGCUGAUGGUGCAGAAACGUUUGCAGAUGGGGUGCCUCGAGAGGGUCUGUCUCGGCAGCAAGUCCUGACAAGGAUAGGAGUCAUGUCUCUGGUGAAGAAAAAAGUGCAGGAAUUUGAACACAUCAAUGGAAAAUGGAGCAUGCCAGAGCUUAUCCCAGAGGUCACUGCAGAUUCUAAGAAAUCAUCCAGAGCCUCGUCCCCUGUAGUGAAGACAGCAACAACAACCCCAGAGCCCAGCUGUAGCAACACGCCCUGCACUUCGAAGCCAGCAACUCCUGCUCCAAGUGAUAAAGUGGAGGGAAGUGGAAAUCCUGCUGAAAAGGAGAUGCCGGAUGCCAAGGAUGAAGAGGCAAAUGGUGGCGAGAAAUUGGAACUAGAGACUCCGAGUACAGAGGAAGAUCCUGUGACCUUUGAAAAAGCUGAGACCCAGCCACUAGCUAGUGAAGAUAAAGAGCUGCCAGAAGAGGAGAAGCAGUGUGCUGGACUAGAAGGGCAAGAUACAAUGUCCAAAGAGGAAAAGCAAGAGACUGAAAGGAGUGGCAGGGAAACAACAGUCGAAAAAACUGAUGUGACCUCGGAGGUGAAAGAAAAGGUCGACCCCGAGACUGCUGGCAUUAAAGAGGAGACUAAAACAGAGAAGGAUUUACGAUCUAGUAAUGUCAAAGAUGAAAGCAAGAACAACGGAAAGAGGGAGGAGGACCGGACAGAGAAGUGCAAGUUCAUGUUUAAUAUUGCAGAUGGAGGCUUCACAGAGCUGCAUACACUGUGGCAGAAUGAGGAACGGGCUGCAAUAUCCUCUGGGAAAGUAUCUGAAAUUUGGCACCGACGACAUGACUUCUGGCUACUCUCUGGGAUUGUUGUUUAUGGAUAUGCACGGUGGCAGGACAUUCAGAAUGAUGCCAGGUUUGCCAUUAUCAAUGAACCCUUCAAGUUGGAAGUGAACAAAGGAAACUUCUUAGAGAUGAAGAACAAGUUUCUUGCUCGAAGGUUUAAGCUUCUGGAGCAAGCAUUGGUAAUCGAGGAGCAGCUGCGGAGGGCAGCCUACCUGAACAUGACACAAGAUGCCAGUCACCCAGCUAUGGCACUCAAUACCCGCUUUGCAGAAGUGGAAUGCCUGGCUGAGAGCCACCAGCACCUGUCUAAAGAGUCACUAGCUGGGAACAAGCCUGCCAAUGCCGUCCUGCACAAAGUUUUGAACCAACUGGAGGAGCUGCUGAGUGACAUGAAGGCAGAUGUGACCCGACUCCCCUCUACAUUGUCACGGGUCCCACCAAUAGCUGCUCGUCUCCAGAUGUCAGAACGCAGCAUCCUCAGCCGAUUGGCGAACAAAGGAAGUGAGGCUGCAAAUACUCCAGCUUUCCCACCAGGUCCAUAUACAACAUCUCAAGCAUAUGGUGGCUCUUUUGGGCCACCUGUUCCUGUCAGCACACCUGGAGGCCCAAUGAAUUUCAGUCAGGUGCCAGGUGGCUCCUUUGUAACAGAUCCUGUACAGCUCCCCCCACCAGUGAGCAUUCAACAUCCCGUUUCUGGAGCACUCACAAGCCAGGGCCACCUCAUCCUCCUACAGCCUUUUCUGCAGCCUCCCACCCAGAGGCCCAUCUCUUUCAGUAACGACCAGCUUCCUUCUAACACGCUGGGAGCCACAGCAUCCAAUGGUCCUUCUGUCUUAGAGAAAAAGGAAAGCGGCAAGGAUGGAGUGAACGUGGAAAAGAAAGAGAAGAGCGGGGAAAUAAUAUGCAUAGAUGAUUGAACUCUCCCAACCCUCAUCCUUGCCUGUCCCUGCCCUCCAUGCUGGUUAUGUUUUAUAUUUUUAUUUUGAGAGGAAACACAGGUUGAUGUGGUCGUUUUGUGUGUUUAAUGCCCUAGAAGGUGUGAGCGAAUGGGAGAGUUUAUAACUAUUUUUGAAGAUCUCUUUUUAACUCUCCACUAGCUCACUCCCAAUCUCCAGAGGACGCCAUGGUUUGGAUUUGGACAUUGGUGGGAAUGUCACUGUUGAUGUGCAUUGGUGAUCUUAGCUCACAGUAGUUUUAGAUAUUGAUGCAAGGCAUCAUCAAUUUUUUUUUCCUCCUCUUCCUCUCGUUGUCGGAAAUUCUGAGUGGAUGAGCUGGGGAAGCUCCAGCUCCAAAUAUCACCCCUAAUGCUGGAAAAUGUGAUGUUAUUUGAGCACCUCUGCCUUGACUUACUAAUGAGAGUAUGUUUGGCCUUUGAGACUCAAAUCUGAGUUAUCCGCAAAAACAAACCAGUUGAAAUUGACUCCACAUAUUCGCCGCAAGUAACUGGGGGCUGCAGCAGAAAUGUCACCCAGUAAAAGUCUAGAUGAAUGAGUACAGCAGUUUUGCACGAUGUAGUUGUAGCUGUUCGAGAUGUACUGGGCUCUGCAGCACUCCAGCCUCCUUGAGACCUGUUGUAGGUUGUAUAUUGGAUGUGAGAAGUGAUGGACUGGGUCAUUCUUGCUACAUUGAUAGCUUUUAAAAGGUAUUGCACCUCUCGAUCCUUAUGGGUUGAUAACUACAUCACUACUAGAACAACCCAUUUUCAUUGGAUAAUAGAGGUGUAUGGUGUAAUUGUAUGGUUUGAUUCCACGCCUAGAUCUCAGCAGGCACACCUGUUUCCAAAAUAAUCUUUCCAGCUUGAUCGCUCUUGGUCUAGCCUCUUGGACAGUUGUUUUAGAUUUAGGGUAUCCAUUUUGGUAGCAAGGCACCAAAUUACUUGUCAAUCCCAAUUUGUUUCUAUAUCAAUCUAUUUAUUUGCUUCCCUGAAAGGAGUGUCAGAAACGCUGCGUUGAGGGAGGGUGGAGGCGAUUGAAAAGCCUAGCUACUGGAAAUUGGCAUUCUGCUAAAUUUUCUUCCUUUGCCCAUAUGUUCAUUCAUAUGUCAAGUGUUCUAUUUUAUGACACUUUUUUCUUAACUAUUGGGAUGAAAAUUUCUGCGAAUCUGGAGACAUUGAAAUUUAAAAUGGAGAACACUUGGCAAUGGACAAAAGGGGAAUUCAGCGUUGUGAGAAGAGGAAUUAGAAUAUUUUCUAGUAAGGUUUUUGUUGCAGUGAACCUGGGCACAAUCUUGAACUCUACUUUCUCUGUCCCAUGCUGGCUUGUUGACUUUCUGUGCUUAUUUUUACAUUCAAAAGGAUAUGUUAAGCAUUAGAAUUUAAAGUUUUAUUUUCUUUUGUUGAAAUUUCUGCAGCCUCUUCUUGUAAUCUGUCCCUUGCCAUGAACUGUGUUGGGCCUUAGCUUCGUCCAGUGAGGAGGCUAAUGGAAUGGAUGUGCUCAGGAAUAUGGGUUAAGUGUGUAUGGAGGGAGCAGAAUGCCAAGCUCUUAGGUGAACCAUCCUGCUUUUCCUGUAUCACUUGUGCAGAUCAAGCAAAAGCUCAAAUUUAUCUAUCACGUCUGCGUGCAUCCCAGUACUGUUCAAAAAGGAAAUACCUUCAUGCUUUCUUGAAUGAGAUACUGCUCCUUUGACUUCUCCUCCAACCCCCGUCUUCUCUCUUCACAUUCUGAAUGAGGAUGCAAAUACGAGUGGCCUUUGGCCUUGCUACUUUGGGAUGAGUGGAUGGAUGAAUGUUUCCUACUUGCUGUCUGGUUUUGAGAGAAUAAGCAUGUCUCGUUCCCUGGUAUGUGACAUUGCUACAGGGCAGAACAGUUUUCCAGCACUCUAUCCCUGUACUUGUGGUCCCUGCCAGGUUGUGACUGCUUUGAAAUGUGUGGGAUAAGGGCUAAUGGGAGUGGGAGAUUGGAAGAAAUGUUUACGCCAGCAGAAGUGGAGAAGGGUUUGGGUAGGGAAAAAGCUCAAACUGAUGUGCCAUAUGCUUUGAGCAGAGAUCUUCUGUUCGUCGAGCUCAGGACUCCGUAGCUGUGAAGAUCUGUGGCGUUCUGUCCCACCUCAACCCAAGGGAACGCAUUGACCAGCUUGGCAUUUGUAGUGAGCAGGCACAGGGGCAAAAACUGCUUCGGAAAGGAAACUUAAAAUGUGUACUUUAAAUUAUGUCUGCGUAAUAAUCUGUUUCAGCUGACAUCUAUUAUUACUUAAUAUCCUUUGUUUUAAAAGAAUAUUUUGAAAAAAUUUUUCAUUAAAGUUUUUUUUUUGUUACAUGUU